AGGGGAGAGAGAGAGAGAGAGAGAGAGAGAGAGAGAGAAUAGCAGUUUUUUUUUUUUUUUUUUUUUUGCAGAGCUCAACACGAUUUCAGCCAGGAUUGGUGUGCGCGCGCUGCGCUCCAUCCCCGUGCCGCGCCCUUCAUCCUGCGCGUAAAACCUCCCACGUACCACCAUCAGCUCGUUUCAGAGCGUCGCCUCCUCUCACGGACACAGUGUCACAGACAUGGGAGAGGAGCGGCAGGGUUUGUGGCUCUGACACGGCCACAGCGUGUGUGAAGGAUCAGGAUGGCCGCAACCAGCCGGGAAAUGCUGCGCCUGAUCGGAGCCGCCUGCCUCUGGCUGCCGCUCUUAGCGGAGGUGGUGGCUGAGGACAGUUACUUAAACGAGGUGCAGAACUCAGUGCCUCUCUCCUGCUCUGAGGGAUUCACAGAGUUGGGUUACUACAAUGGCACCGUGUCCCAGACGGAAUCUGGCGCCUCCUGUCUGAAGUGGACGGAGUUUCCAGACUAUGUUAUGCAGUAUCCCGGCCGAGGCCUGGGCGACCACAGCUACUGCAGGAACCCAGACCGGGAGUCCAACCCCUGGUGCUUCUUCAGACAGAACUCCGGGGCCAUCGGCUGGGCCUACUGCGACUGCCACCAGGGUGCAGCUCGUUUGGUUGGCGGGUCGUCUCCUGGCAGCGGGCGUGUCGAAGUUUACCUGAAUGGCCAGUGGGGGGCGGUAUGCGAUGCACACUGGACAGACAGAGAUGCUAGUGUGAUCUGCAGGCAGUUGGGCCUCGGUGAGAUCGGCACAGCGCUGCAGCAAACGCAGUUUGGCUCUGGCAUCUUCCACUAUGAGCGACUGGGCUGCCAUGGCGAUGAGGACACCCUGAGUAAGUGCCGGAGCAGGACGUUCAUCACCGGUGACUGCAAACCCCGGACCACGAAGCCAGUCAUUUGCCUCCUCUCUCAGGCAGUGGCCCCUCCGCUGCGAUUGGUUGGAGGCGAGGAGGACUUUGAAGGCCGAGUGGAGGUGUUUCAUGGAGGAAGGUGGGGCUCCAUCUGCGAUGACCAAUGGGACAACAGAGAUGCUGAGGUGGUGUUGCGGGACAGAUUGGGCUUUAGUGGUGUGGCGAAGGCGUGGUCGUGGGCUCAUUUCGGACAGGGAUCAGGUCCGAUCCAGCUGGAUGCGGUGAAGUGCACAGGAAAUGAGCUGUCUCUGGAUCAGUGUCCCCAUGGCGACUGGGAACAGCACAACUGUGACCACAUGGAGGACGCCAGCGUCUCUUGCAGCCCGUACACAGACGGUGUGGUGCGGCUGGUUGGAGGCGACACUCCGUGGGAGGGUCGGGUUGAGGUCUUCCAUAACGGUGACUGGGGCACUGUUUGUGACGACCACUGGACACAGCAGCAUGCAGAGGUGGUCUGCAGACAGCUGGGCUACAGAGGUCAUGCUGAAGUGAUGGCAGAUGGGACAUUUGGUGAAGGCAUUGGUUUGAUCCUCCUGGAUGACGUCCACUGUGAAGGAUCUGAGACGUCCCUGCUGGACUGUAGCCAUGGGAUCUGGGGAAGGACCGACUGCUCCCACAGUGAGGACGUCGGAGUGCGCUGCAGGGGCAGAUCCAGCCUACAGACCAAUGACGUGCCCCUCAUCGCACCUGCCACUGGGCCUCUUGUGCGCCUUGUUGGUGGGAGCAGUCGGAAGGAGGGCAGGGUCGAGGUGUAUCUCCACGGAGACUGGGGGAGUAUUUGUGACUCUGGCUGGAAUGACCUCAACGCAGCUGUGGUGUGCAGACAGCUCGGACACAGCGGUGGAGCUGUGGCGGCCGGAGGGUUCGGACAGGGGAAAGGACCCGUCCACCUGGACCAGGUGAGGUGCACAGGGAAGGAGGAGUUCCUGGGAGAGUGUCCCUCUCAGGGCCUGAGAGGGACACACCAGGGCUGCAGACGCAGGGAUGAUGCAGGGGUGAGGUGUGACACCACGCCGCCAGAAUCAGGAGGUGGAUGGGUCGAAGUACAGGAGCUGAGCUGUGGAGUGAGGAAGGUGAUGGAGGGAGAGAAGAACCAGAACCAAGGAGAGGAAAACACGCAAAGGUCCAUGUGGCCCUGGCAAGUGUCAGUGUGGCUGCAAUCCAGAGAAGAUGGCGGUGGUCCUGUGUGCAGCGGCACUCUGAUCAGCCCCUGCUGGGCGCUGACAUCUGCACACUGCAUCACCAGGUUUGGCAGCGAUCCGUCCAGAUAUGUGGUUCGUGUUGGAGCAUCAGAGAAAACAGUCACACCAGACCAGAUUGUGAUUCACAGAAAGUUCAAAGGUCAGAGCGGUGGCCACGCCCUGGCUUUACUGAAACUGCCCAGCACCAAGAUGUACUGUCUGACCUUUGACCCGCACAUCAAUGCAGCAUGCCUUCCAACUCCAGACACAGCGACAGGGGGUAUAACCCCAUCAUCCUGUGUUGUCACGGUUACCACCAGCUGGAAAGGACCAGACUCAGUAAUCGCAUCGUGGGUCCCUUUGAUGUCAUCAUGGCAAUGUAAGAAGCGCUACGGUGACAGUUUCUCCAGCCAUGGCACACUGUGCGCUGGCAGCCCUCCAGAUACCAGCCUCCUCAAUCGAGACGGUUGUCAAGGCAACUCUGGAGGCGGGCUGGUGUGCCUUGGGGAGUCAGGCCGAUGGUUCCUUCACGGGGUUGUUGCCGGGGGCUACGGCUGUGCUGAUCCCUCCUCUCCUGCGCUCUACACACGUGUCAGCCGGUUCAUAAGUUGGAUUGAUGAGGUCAUCAACGCGCAUAAGGAGAAGCGGCGAGGGUCCACCACAGACGAGGAGCAAGUGCGCCUGGAGGAAGUGGACAUCCAAACUCAAAAGGAGCAUACGAUGACGCAAAAUGAUCUGACGCACAUGAAUGAGUUUACACACAUUGACAAUGACGUCACGCACACACACGUUGAGGGCAGGAAUAAAAACUUUCAUGUGCACGACAAGCCCAAACAUAAAGACGCACGUCAUCCACACAUGAAGGGCACAACACACUCUGACAUGCAAAUUCUGGUCUAAUUAAGGCGUGGCCAGCAGAUUAUUGUGUGUCAUGUGACUGGCUGAGGAGGAAGAAACAACGGGAAAAAAAGACUUUCCUAACUUCAGCUGAAACAACAGUGUCUCUGCUGAUUUCAAAUCUGAAAUCUGUGUUGUAAAUCAAAGUGUUUGCAGUGGCCAAUCAGGGGGUGGAGCGAAUAACGAGGGGAGGAGCAGAACACAGACAAUGUAUCGGUGUCCUGAAAGUUGAGCUCAUAUCAGCAUGCUGAUAAGGGGCUUUCAAUAACAGUGGAAAUAAUAAUAAUACAAAUUAAAAAAAAAAAUCAGCAUGGCAUGCAUUGUAAGGACAAACGCUGAAGAGUAUUUUAGGGAAAUUUCACAAUUUUAAAAAA
This is a messenger RNA of Thalassophryne amazonica, 3401 nucleotides long. RefSeq names its product neurotrypsin. The coding region runs from base 283 to 3030 and encodes 915 amino acids. The transcript has 15 exons. Gene Ontology annotation, biological process: peptidyl-lysine oxidation; proteolysis. The record is from RefSeq and is a predicted model, not a curated record. Lineage: Eukaryota; Metazoa; Chordata; Actinopteri; Batrachoidiformes; Batrachoididae. Gene Ontology annotation, molecular function: protein-lysine 6-oxidase activity; serine-type endopeptidase activity. Gene Ontology annotation, cellular component: membrane.